AUGUUUGCCUCUCGAUCUCAAGCUGUCCACCGGUCCAUGGCGCGCCACGCGUCCCGCACCUUCUCGUCCACCGAGACGGCGGCUUCCGAGCGCCUCAUCAUCUUUGACACAACGCUCCGCGACGGCGAGCAGUCGCCCGGCGCGACGCUCAACUUUCAAGAAAAGAUGCACAUCGCCAAGGGCCUCCACGCCAUGGGCGUCGACGUCUGCGAGGCCGGCUUUCCAAUCGCAUCGCCCGGUGAUUUUGACGCGGUCUCGGCGAUCGCCCAAGAGAUUGGCCCGCUCACGCGCGCGGCCAACGGCGACCUCAUGACCAUCUGUGGCCUCGCGCGCUCGACUGAGAAGGACAUCCAGCGCUGCUACGACGCC
This is a messenger RNA of Saprolegnia parasitica CBS 223.65, 369 nucleotides long. RefSeq lists its product as hypothetical. Lineage: Eukaryota; Oomycota; Saprolegniomycetes; Saprolegniales; Saprolegniaceae. Gene Ontology annotation, biological process: L-leucine biosynthetic process. The record is from RefSeq and is a predicted model, not a curated record. The transcript has a single exon. Gene Ontology annotation, molecular function: 2-isopropylmalate synthase activity. The annotation marks the transcript as partial.